Molecule: messenger RNA, 4644 nt
Organism: Ziziphus jujuba (common jujube)
Lineage: Eukaryota; Viridiplantae; Streptophyta; Magnoliopsida; Rosales; Rhamnaceae
Product: disease resistance protein At4g27190
Exons: 2
Coding region: 157-3063 (968 amino acids)
Molecular function (GO): protein binding; ADP binding
Source: RefSeq, a predicted model, not a curated record
UCUCGUGGAAAUGUAUUUAGAACAUGUUGACUGAUGAAAAAGGCAUAAACGCACACUACAGAAGAAAAGUCAACAACGACCGUCUGUGCCAAGCAAUUUGCGUUUCAGCUCCAGCACCCAAUCCAAGUUCAGCCAGCUUUCCAUCGUGUAGACAUUAUGGAUUUUGUUGGUACUAGCUUAUGCAUCAUAGAUUCAAUAUGGAAGCCGUUGGAAAGAAGGUUCUAUUAUUUGUUAAAUGUUGAGCAACUUCUAGAGGAACUGCUUGUCAACCUGGAGAGACUAAAUGCUAGAGAGAAUGACAUAAAACUGGAGAUUAACAGGGGCAUAUUGAACGUGAGAAAAAAGCCUAAAAGUGAGGUACAGUUGUGGCUCAAACUGGUGGAAAAGGUAGAGAAUGAAGUGAGUGGCAUGCAGAAUGAUAUUGGUGAAAAAGGUAGAUAUAUGAAAGGUUGCUAUCCUAAUUGUUAUUCACGUUAUAAAUUAGGAAAAUUUAUUGCACUAAAGAUGAAAGAAGUUAAUGAGCUUCAUGGAAAGGGGGCAUUUCCAAAUGGUUUGUUUGCUGAUUUAUUGCUAGAUGGUGGAAAUAUUAUGCCAACAAGAGUGUCGGUAGCAACAACAACACACAUGAAGGUUUUGCGUGAGAUUCAGGAAUGUUUAAUGAAUGUUGAUGUCAACAAGAUAGGUAUUUAUGGCAUGGGUGGUGUGGGAAAGACAACCAUCAUGAUGCAUAUUAAUAAUCAGCUUAAUGAAGCUCAGAUUUUUGAUCAUAUUAUUUGGGUGACUGUAUCAAAAACUUUUGACUUGGAGAAAUUGCAAGAUGACAUAGCAAAAGCUGUAGAUAUGGACCUCCCAAAUGAUAGAAGUGUGACUAGCAGGUCUACAAUAUUGUUUCAAUGUUUGCGGAGAAUUAAAAGAUUUGUACUCGUUUUAGAUGAUUUAUGGAGUAAGUUUUCUUUGGAAGAGGUGGGCAUCCCUGAGCCAAAUAAAGAUAAUGGUUGUAAGAUAGUUUUCAUUACUCGACUCAUGGAAGUUUGUCGGGGCAUGGAGACACAUAGGGAAAUCAAAGUGGACAUCCUUUCUGAAGAGGAAGCCUGGAACUUAUUUGCUGAUAAAGCAGGCAUUGCUGCAAUUUGCUCUCCUGAAAUAGAACCAUUGGCGAAGAUGAUUUCUGGUGAAUGUGGCCGUCUGCCUCUUGCAAUCAUCACUGUUGGACGAGCCAUGAGGAAAAUUGACAAUGUAAGAGUUUGGAUGAAUGCAUUGGAAGAACUAAAAAGCUCAAGAGCAGAGAUUGAAGGCAUGGAAGAAGAUGUCUUUGCACGUUUGAAAUUUAGCUAUAGCCAUUUGAAGAAUGAUAGAGCUAGAGCUUGUUUCUUGUACUGUGCACUGUUCCCAGAGAACUACAAUAUUGAAGUUGAGGAGCUGGUGGAAUAUUGGAUGGCAGAAGGAUUGAUAGAUGAAGUGGGGGAUAGGGAGCGUGAGAUAAACAAAGGGCAUGCAGUGGUAAAGGAACUCAAAGAUGCUUGCAUGCUAGAGGGUGUUGGAACAAGGUGUGUUAGAAUGCAUGAUUUGGUGAGGGAUUUGGCAAUUAGAAUCACGAGUGAGAUUCCUCAGUUCAAGGUAAAAGCUGGUCUUGGGUUGAAAAUCUUUCCUAGGAUUUGGAUGGAAGAUGUUGAAAGGGUCUCCAUAAUGGAAAACAACAUUGCACUCCUUCCUGAUCAUCCCAAUUGUACAACUCUAUCAACUUUGUUCCUGCAAAACAACCCCCUUUCAAAGGGCAUACCUGAUGAUUUCUUUCUAUACAUGCAUAAUCUCAGAGUUCUUAACCUAUCUGGUACUUCCAUUGAAUUGCUUCCAUAUUCAUUUUGCAAUUUACAAAAUCUCCGAGCGCUCUUUCUAAGCUUUUGUGAACUUAAAGAGUUACCUUCUCUUUCAAUUCUCAAAGAAUUGAGGGUGUUGGACCUUUCAUAUACAUUGCUAGAAGAGUUGCCACAUGAUAUGGGGAGCUUGACAAAUCUCAGGCGUCUUGAUCUUUCUUACACAGAAGAAUUAAAUACUUUUCCUGCUGGGGUAAUCCCCAAACUGUUUCGUCUAGAAUGCCUAUCUAUGUUCAAAAGCAAAUGGAGAUGGUCAUUGGUUUCGCAAGGAAUAGGUAAUGGAGUAGAUUUUGAAGAAAUAUUCAACUCCAAGCAGCUUAGCAAUCUUGGUCUUUCCUUUGAGGAUUCAAACAGCUUCAACAGCUAUGUGAAGUCUAGACACUGGUGUGAGCUGAAAAGAUAUCAUAUUGGCAUAGGACAACUGUCAAGCUUUUUACCAUUUUCGAGAGAAGGUUUUAGUGUAGAAAUUGAAGGUUGUAACGUCAUUACCAGUGGAAGUUCCAUUCUGCUCCCAGACAAUACUCAACAGUUAGCAUUACAGGGUUGUAAUGAUAUUGAUAUUCUAUCAAAUCUUUUGAAUUCCUCAAACUUGGCUGACCUUAAGGAAUGCUAUAUUUCCACCUGUAGUAGGUUGGAGUACAUCAUAAAGGCAGAGGAGAAUUAUUUUCCUAGCUUAAAGAUACUAAUCCUCCACAAGCUGCCUAACUUAAAAGCUAUUUGCUAUGGGAUUGCUGUAGCUAAUGUGCUUUCAAGGUUAAAGACCCUGCAUAUCCAUAAUUGCAAUAGUCUUAAAAGUAUAUUAUCCGUUGGAAUGCUACAGUGCCUGAAGAAUCUUGAAGAGAUUGAGCUAUGGAAUUCCCAUUCUGUAGAAGAGAUAAUUGAAGGUGGGGAACUUGGUGGUGUCAACAACACUACCUUUCCAACUCUUACACUCCCAAGACUACAGAGGCUGUAUUUGAGUACUUUACCUGAGCUGAAAAGUAUUUCCAAAAGGCCAAUUGCCAUCAAUUUAUUAGAAUCUAUUGAUGUAUGGGACUGUGGGAAGCUAAGGAAUCUGCCUUUCUCAAUGGAGAACUUGCCAAACUCCCUGAGGUGCAUAACAGGGAGCAGAAAAUGGUGGGAUGAAUUGGAGUGGGAUGAACCUAGUCCCAAAAGAUUUUUACAACGAUUUUUCAAGGAUGAUAGAUGAAGCGGGGUGGCACAUAUUUAUGUACAAAGCAGAGAAUCACUUGAUUGGUAAUUUGAUUCUCUUUCUCAACGCUAAGUAUCUUAAAGUAAACAUAAUGUUUUAAACUUCUAUUGUGUUGAAUUACUAUUGAUCCUAAAAGCUUAAGCUGAUGGAAUGUCGGUUUUUAUUUCAUUGAUAUUUUUCUCUAACAUUCCCUUUUCAAUGCAGCCUGUUUCUUUUGGGCUUUUUUCUAGAUCCUCACGAUCUCUGGGAUUUUUGGUUCUGAUACCAUGUUGAAAUAUCAUUUAUUCCAGAAGCUUAAACUGAUGGAAGGUAGAUUUUUAUUUUAUUUAUAUAUUUUUUUAACACUCCCCUUUAAAUGUAGGUCCGUUUCUUUUGGAUUUUUUUUCUGGAUCCUCACGAUCUCUUGGAUCUCUGGCUCUCUGAUGCUAUAUUGAAAUACUAUUUAUUCCAGAAGCUCAAGCUUAUAAAAAAUGGGCUUUCAUGAUUUAUAUUUUUCUUUAUAUUGAAGGUGAAUAUAAACAUAUAUUAUACAUACAACAUAUAUAUUAUAUAUAUAUGUACAGUUCUACUACAGCGCACACUAGUUCCGCAUCAUAAGGAGCGUGCCAUCAGUGUGUUGUCGACAGUAAACUCGAAAAUUUAGUUUAUUGUCGUUAAAAGAUUGGUGGUACCCUUAUGAUGCGGGACUGAUGUGUUCUUUUAAGCAAAAUUUUGUAUAUAUAUAUAUAUUUGAUGAUUGGUGGUACCUCCGUAUGAUGCGGGACUGAUGUUUUUUUAAGCAAAAUUUUGUAUAUAUAUAUAUAUAUUUGAUGCCAUAUUUCUCAACUGUCUAGUGUAGCAUAUUGCUUUCCUUAAUUCAAAUGAUUACCAGAAACCCUCCUGAACCUCUUUAAACAUAAGCAGAGCAUGUCAUCCAAGCAAAUAAUUAUGCGCGAUAACAAAACUUGGGACAAUAUCAGGUCACGUGCAAAGAGAGAAAUAUACAGAGAUUGCAGAAUUAGCCAAAAUGAGGGGAAAUAAACAAUUAAAAAAAAAAAAAAAGCGCAUAAAUUCAAAAUAAGGAGGAACUGUAACUUGGAACUUCGUCUUCUUCAUUCUUCUGCAUCUAUCUGCCACUGAUUCUACCCUCCCUCGGCACCACCAUCAGGACUACUCCGAUGAUAUUCUAUGAGAUGAUAAAUGAAGAAACUCUGCAUUCUACUUAUCAAGAUUUUUCUUCUCCUUGUUCAUCUUCUUGUGGUUUGUCCUUGUCUCUCAUGGAUUUAGCCGUUCCUUUAUUAUAUAGGAUGAAGAGAUUAUCAAAUUAGAGUAUGAGAGAAAAUCCUUAUUACUGCAAGAGCAAGAGGAAGAAAACCAUGAUUGGACCAAGACUGAGAAAACACGAUUGAGUUUUGAGAGUUUGGAGGCUAGCAUAUCACAUUUGCAACAGUCAAUAAGUAGGACUUGUUCUUCUAUAGAUCAUGAGCUGUAUCCUCUGUUAGUCGCAUUGACUUCCGGGUAAGAAUUUAGAUAUUGAUAUCUAAAUUUAUGGUAUUGUGAUAACUCUAAUAUUUAUCAUAAAUUUGUGAUUUUAAGAGC